This is a messenger RNA of Durusdinium trenchii, 2253 nucleotides long. The record is from the annotation of a GenBank genome assembly. NCBI's taxonomy places the organism in Eukaryota, Dinophyceae, Suessiales, Symbiodiniaceae.
AUGGUGGAAGUUCGAAAGGUGGACACUUGCAAGGAGGGAAGUGCCGCAAUUACUACUGCUUGGACGCCGACCAAGAAGGCUCGCGGGAGGCACUCAAGAGUGGAGCUUCAUGGUCGCAAGGAUGGAUGUAAGUCAUGGUGGAUGGAGAGAACGCCUGGGGUUGCUGAAGGUCGAGGCGAGUCUGCCAAAAUGUCCUUGGAUGUGGAGCCACCUCCAGGUCUUUGUGCAGGAAUGGAUACACCAAUCGAGCUCUUGACCAAGGUUUUGCAGGAGCAGGACGUGCAAAGCAAGGCAGAUGAAGACGGAUUUAUCAGUAUUCAGUGGCUGCUCAAAACAAAGCCAGCCCUAAGAUGCUGCAAUACGAAGAGCUUGGUGAGUGCUGUUGAAAACCAGGAUGGGCCUGUUCAGCUAGACAAGACUCAACGUCGUGCCCGAGUGCUUGGCCCCGAAGAACAACUCCGCAAAGAGGCCAAACGCUUUUUGCAGCGAAGCCCUUUUGGAGCUGUACCCCUUUCAAGCUUUUUUGGCAUGCCUUCGUUUUCACGGGCGAUGCGGGAAUCGUCAGAGUGUACAGAUUCAGAGGGGUUGCUCCGCAAAGUCUUGGGCGGCGACUCUGACCUUGUGGUACAGGGUGCAUUUGUAUCUUGGCAGCCCCGAGCUACAAAGCUGCGAAAGUCUGUUGAGCGGCUUUUCUUGGAGGAUGCGAGACUGGAAGCGAAGAUUCAGCAAACUGCGGACGUGCCCCUCACUUGGAUUGUUGGGCGCUACGCAGACAGGCUUGGUGUUUUGGGAUACCCAGACAAUGCUCACACAUCUGACGCUCUAGCACGAGAAGUGGCCUGGGCGCUUGUAGACUCCAAGGUGCUUUAUGUUGACCGGCGCCGACUUACUGUUCGCAAAUGUCGAAGCCCAGAAAGAUCACCUGAAGAUACAAGACCAGGCGACCUGGAUCGUCAGGAGGCCCACGCAGAAAAGCGGGUUUCCAGCCGCGCUGCAACUCAGCUCCGGCAACUCCUGGAUUUCUACUUUGAGCCUUUCACUCUUCAGCACAACAGAUACCUCCUGGACUUAAUCCUAAAGAGGGCGAGUGCUCCGCAGGAGAAAGGGCCCUGGCUGGCAGAGGCACUGAAUGACUGCCACUUUACCUUCGAGGACUUGCAGGGCCUGGGGCGCAUACAGUCUGCCUUGUCGAAGUUGCCUCCAACAACUGACUUUUGCUUGGAGCUGGGGAGCCUCAAGCACUUGAACAUCAGUUUUGACGGAAGCUUCUCUUUGCGAACGCAGCUUGAAGUGCGAAGCUUUGUUCAUGCGGAGAAUGUCUCCAAGGACCUUGCAGCGGCUGCAGUCAGGUACCUCACAGCUUCAAGGGAGCAACAGCAGGAGCAGGAGGCUCCGCGUGACGUAGUGAGUGUUUUGUCGUAUUCGAUAGCAGACGCACUGGCUGACCAGACAGCAGGAUCGCAAAGACUUGCGAAAGUGAAGCGUCAAGUCUUGGUGUACCAAACUGACUUGAUUUGCUUGCAGGGCUUGGACACAAAUGAAAAGACUGGCGCAAGUUUGGCAGCUAGUCUGACAGAGGAAGGGUAUGGCUUUGCCUGCUACAAGUGUGAAGAGGCCAAUUCCAUCUUCUGGGAUCGCAGACGCUGGGAAUUGAUUCGCGAGGAAGAGGGUAUUGCGGGUCAUACCCUGGCAGUGGAGCUGCGCCCAUUCGAGGAUCCAGACAGCACCAUUCGAGUGCUUUGCUCGCGGGCAAAGGUGCCUGAGGUGAACGAGGUGAAGGAAAGCUCAAGGUGGCUCAAAACUUUUGGCAUCCCUCACAAGUCAGUCAGGCUGUAUGAUGUCAACGACAAAGUCCUGGCGUGCACGGACUUAUCAUUAAUGGGAGGGGCUGAAGCUGCCGGGAUUAUGGAUGAACUCAUUUGCUUGCCAUCUGUUGCCGAAGAAGUGCUAGGUGAAGAGGUUGCAGCUCACAUUCCUGCACCUCCUGGACUGAGUGAGGAUUGUGAGCUGGCUCCUGUAUGCAUUGCAGGGCUGAACAGGCUUCGACACCCGGAUGCAGUCUUCUUCCGCAAUAUGGCGCCCGUCAUUGUGCUUUCAGGCCACACAGAUGACUACCUUACAUAUAUGCCUCAGGAAGAUGUGGUUCAGCAGUUCCCCUGCUUCCGUCUUCCUAUUGUUGCAGCAUUUCAUUGGCGAGAUCCUCCAGAGUGGACAGGACAUUCCAACCACAAGGACCGUUCUGUCCGGCUUUGA